AUUAUGGCGGCUGAUUGGUCCGUUUGACACGAUAAAUGGAGUCAGGUGCAGGUACCAGAAGCGUUUCUUUGUUUUCAGGGCUGGUGACUGGUGUUGAAUUGUUGUAAAGACGGAAAAUUCCCGCCUAGCUAUUAACGCUGAUCAAUACGAAAGAGUUCAUUGUGUGUUUUAACAAUAUCGGAUCAAAAUACGAGAAAGUUUUUGAUUACACGCUCCAAAACUGCCUCAAAGAACCUCAACUUGUUGAGACAUAAGUUGAAAUUGAAAUAAUUAAAAAACCGUUCAUACAAUAAACUGUAAAAAAGAAAAUUAACAAGCAGAUUUUUUGCAGUGUUGACGUGAAUGCACGGCUUAUUCUUUCUUCUCUUCAGCUAUUAAUUUUAUUGGGCGUUCACGGUUCUGUACACGCACAGCAUUCUAAAACAUGAAACUUUUGUUAUCUUCACGCUGUGAAGAUUUACCGUCACGAUAUCACAGAAAACAAAAGUUUUUGGAAGGUCAACAACUAGUUAUAAGAAAAGAUGAAACUCGUGCAAUUAUUUGAAGACCGCUUUGGAGGCCUAUUUUGCCUGAACACACAUUUUCCGUUCAAACGUGUUAUUUCUAUAACGAGAUAACGCUGACCAGAAUGAUAGCUUUAUAGUUGUUUAUUAAUUUCCUCUGGUACAUGUCAUCAAGCUUUUAAUACUUAAUAAUUUAUUAAUGACUUUGUUCCCAGCCUUUGUUCUGAGACUACUUGUUUGGGAUCACGAGGAGAGUUUAGAACCAGGGAUUUUGUUAAACCAAUUCAUGCAAUUUUGAACGAUGUGGAAGCCGGGCUGGUUAAUUCUUGUAUUUAUAGCUUGUUUAGAAGUUAAAGGUAAGCUUACAAAGUACUAUGAACUAAGAUAUUAGCAAAUGAUCAAUCUUAUGUCAUUAUUUAUGAAAUAUCAUUAUAUGAAAGACAGAGUGAUUCAUCAUUUGCCUAUGAACGCCUCUAUUUCUGUUAAUUUUUGUUGGAUGAUUGUCCCUCUUUUAACCUUCAAUGAAAACUUCAUGAUCCGGCCUAGAAGUUACGUUGGAAAACAACGAAACAAAGUUAUAGAAAAUCACCAAAAAUCCAAAACCUGUUGUUAUUUCCGCGAUAUAUUUUUCUCGCUUGUUUCAUAGCUUUUCUGCUACUUUUUGUGGUUUCGUUAAAUUGUAUAACUUUCAAUCCAGAGAAGGCAACUUAAUAAGACAGCCAAAAUUUCGUAUAAAAAUUGUUCCUUAAAAAAAAUCUCAAAGUGUCGUAGAUGGUACGCCUGUUAGUUCUUUGAAACCAUUAAUAUUACAUAAGCAAUGGCGACUUCGACUCAGUUAAUCUCUUCUCUUAAUUUACUUUUCUGCAGUUAACGGAAAAUUUCAUAUAAAACCAAAAAGUCACAAAUCCACGGAAAAACAGACAUAUGAGAAAGAAAGUGAGUAUGUUUACUAAUAUAUAUAGCGCUCAAAACAUAUGAACUUUAUUAUUGUUAUACUGUCACUUAAGAAAGAGAUAUUUGCAGACGAGAAACCCUUUAGUUAGAUUUGAGUGUUAUUAGAAAGGCAGUCAUAAUCUGCGACGUAAGAUUACCGGACAAAUGGGGGAAAUACACACCGUUAAAACUGGACCUUUUACAGAGCUAGUGAAAUGUCCAUUAUAUUGUAAAUUUGUAGACUUUUUAUGAGUGCAAAUCUUCCAAACCUUUUUCACAGGGAAAACAAAAUGUCUGUAAAAAGUUUGCAGAUGUUUCAUAAAGUUUUUUUUGAUGUAUUUAUAUCGAAUACGGUCAUAAAAAUUCUCUUAGUUUUUCCUGCGGAAUGAAGUGAGGAGACGAAGACUUGACCAAAAACUCUGAAAGACCUUUGUAAAUCAGUUGACAUUUAUAGGGAUUGUCUUGAGUUAUUUCUUCCCGUAAAAUCUCUGUAAAAUGGAAUAAGCAGGGCAAUACCCUUAGCUCUGAACACGCACACUUGAAAUUUUAUGUCGAUACGUACAAAAUUCAGGUUCAAAAUUCAGUGUCUUUGUAGCCCUAUAAUCCAACCUAACAUGGCUUUAUACCCAGAUUUAAUGAAAUCAAGCGUGCGAUAGGAUUAAAAUAUAACUUUAUCCUUUUACCCUAAUCAGGUCUAUUUAAAAGACCUAAUUGAUCCUCGAAAACGAGAGAGGUUAUUUUCCGUUAAGCUUGUCAUUUAUCUUGUGCGCACGAUUUCAUAUUCAACAACACCCCACAUUAGAAUCAUUUUCAGUUUCUGUAUUAUAAAAGUGAUAAAUCGCUUGGACAAGGUUUGUCAUGUAAACUGCUUCUUUGAUUCGUUUUCCUUCGCAGCAAAACAAGUGAAAAGAGACACGGUUCCUGUGCCAAGCGGUAAGGAAGUUAUGAGGUCAUUUUUCUUCACGUCAUGUUUAUAAAACAUUUUGAUUUUCCGCCAUGAGAACAGAGAACGUCCUGUAUAAAUUGUUUAGAAAUUAUUGUUUCAACUAUCAAAUUAUUUUGCCCUCUCACAAGAACCAAACACAAAAAUAAUAAAAAUGCUUGUCAUUCCGCUCCUUAGUCAAAGACCUGUAACUCAAGCUGCGAUAAUUUGAUUGGCUGUGGCAGGUUAAGCUCUUGUUUGAUUGGCCGCUGACUCGUUUGCUAUCUCGUCGAAGGUCGUGUCCCAUUCGCUGCCUUCGAUUUUUUCCUAAGUAUAUCUAUAUUCAUAUCUUUCGAUGGUCCGAAUUUCAGACAUCUCUUCGAGUGGCAUACUCCUGUCGUCCUUGAGAGGUGCGUGCGACUCGAAGGCAUGUCUGAAUUCCGAUUCCAACUUAUUUCCGAAAAAUGUUAAGUUGUUUGUACAUGUCGGUAGCUUGUAGUAAUUAAUUGCAAUGCUAACACUGUAUACACCUGUUUAUAUUUCAUCAGGAUACCCUUCAAGCUAUGGUUCACAGUACACUAAUAUGGCUCAGUCCACCAGUGAAGGUACUCAAUCGCAAAAAGAACCAUAAAUUUAAUAACUUCCGGCCUUUUUAACAGGGAAACCAUAGGAUUUUGAGGGCAGAAAUUCGUCUUUUCAUAGCUUGAGAACAUUUUCAGUUAAGGGAAAAAGUCUAUGUCUACCUGGUUUCUCUAGACAUACAUCUUUUCGCGUACAGACCUUCAAUUACACGCUAGUAUAACAGCCUUAAUGUUUGCGAUUUGCAAACCUACUUCUUACGAGGUUGAGUCCUCUUUAAAAGUCUUUUUAUUUGCUCCGUCUCUAUGAACAAAUGACCAUGUUCUAGUGAAUUCAAUUAGUACCUUUAAGCUCAUGCAGAAAUGUUUGCGGUUAAGUUGCAAAUGUGUUAAAUUCUGUCGGACAGUUAUCUCUAUCAGCACUGGGCCGGUUCGAAGUGUCUGUCUAGAAGAGAGGCAUCUUAAAGAGGGUCAAAGGAUAGACUGAAGAAUGGAAGGGACCAACUUUAGGGAUCUGUUUCACCCAGAUGUUCGCUGGAGAGAAUAGAAUGUACUUCAACAUGAUUUAGGUGUUCACCAUUAUUUUAACGGUAAAUUUGUUCCCCCCACCACUGUUGAUGAUAACUACGUUUCAGCUUACAACACAGCAUCUACUGCUCAGACCAAAUCAGCGAUGCCAUAUCCUGCUGCCUCUCCAGCAACCUCUACAGCAGCAGGUGCUCCUGCCUCAGCUUCAGCAACCACCGCUGCCGCCGCUCCUGCCCCUGCGCCCGCCCCAGCCGCAGCCGCUCCUGCUCCAGCCCCAGCUACAGCACCAGCAUCACCUCCAGCCGCUGCUGCUCCAGCACCAGCUCCAGCAGCUGCUGUCCCGGCACCAGCCCCAGCACCUGCAGCACCCGCUUACGCUGCAGCACCAGCCCCCGCCAGAGCGUCCGUGCCAUCUUAUCAACCUUCAUCCAGUACCUACAGCGUCAACUACAAUCCAGCUCCAGCACCAGCUCCCGCUCCGUACUACUCGUACCCAGCUCCCGCAGCCUAUCCUUAUCCAGCGUAUGCUACCACCAUGAUCGCUUCCGCAGGUAAAAGGUUUCUUUAAUUAAGAAGUAGAUAUAAACUUAGAUUAUCCCGAAUGAGCUACGCUCUAAUUCUUCAUAAAAUAAAGAGAUUUUUGAAUUGAAUGAAAUUCUAAAAAACGUGGACUAUUUUCUUGAUCGUUCUUACGACCUGUACGAUGUAUUGGACAGAUCGAUCAUACCACUUCAAAUAUUAAUGAAGAGGAGUUUUUAUUAUUCACUGUAUCAUUUAAUGCCGACCAGCUGAAGUAUGUUUCUCACUAAAUGCUGAACGAAAACGUCCUUUAGCAUUUACGAUACAACCGUGUAAUGUUUGCAGUAAUUUUUCAGUCUGUGUCAUUAUACGUUUUUAAGCUUAAAGCACAGGUUACCCAGGCUCAGUGAUAGUACCACAGGGCGAGUUCGAAACUUGUAAAAUUACACUGUUUAAAUGGCGUAGUUUCACAAAAUUCCGUGCGAGCAUUAAGGACAACAACAAUUCAGUAACUGCAGAGAAAAUUUCAUUGACGUUUAUUUGGUAUUCACUAAAUAUUUUAGGAUCGUAUCCUUAUCCCAUACAAAGAACACUGCAAUUUUACAAGAUUCGCAGAGUGGUACUAUCACUGAGCCGCCUGGGCAGUCUGUGCUUAAAGAAGCCGCUUGAAGCCACUUACAAAGUACCCACUGCUCAAAUCACCGACUGCCUAAACAGGUAUCGAUUUCAUAAGCAAUACAUAAAACUUAGAAAAAAAUUUGAAAUUUUUACUUUUCAGUUGCGCAAGUGGCUAAAUCUACUGCUAGUCAAGGUACGUUUCGGCAACAUGAACAAUGCUGAGACAGAAACGACACAAACAUCAAUAACUUCGAGAACGAAUAACAUUUAAGACAAUUAUUUAAACAGCGGACGACAUCGAAAAAGCUUCAAUAAAGGCAAAAUGUAAAGCUAAACAUGCAGGUCUUAAAACUAUGAAUAUACCGAACUGAUGUGCAUGAAAUUGUUUCUUUAAACCUUGAAGUUAAAGAAGUUUUAUCACGCUAUCUGCAUUUUUUAAAAAGCUUAAACUUUUCUCGCAUCAAUUGAAUUUCAAAAAUAAUGGUUCGGUUUUGUUAUUUAACACUGUAUUUAAACAUUGAAACUGUUUCCUGUUGUCUUUUGUAACGGAUGGCAAUGAUGGAAAUGGAUUGAACCGUGAAAACGUUGGGCCAACUUUUUCAAGUUUCAAUGCAAUGCCGGCAAAACUUACCAAAAAUAUAUUACGUUUAAUGCUCCCUUUCGAAAUUAAUUGUUUCAUAUCUUCUUGAUAAAUAUAGGAGAGAAUUUUGUAAAUGAAUAAAGACACUAAGUAAUGACUUCAGCACAGAAUUGACCACUAACACAGAAAUAUGCUCGUGACAUCACCCCUUUAAUCACAGUAGUGUGAGUAAUUUUAUGCAGCGUGUUGUUAAGGCAAAACCAGAGGCAUAUCCUGGGGCCCGUUUCUCGAAAGUCCCGAUAAUUAACGGGCCCGGUAAGCUGUCUCCGCUUACAAUAAAGAUCGAGGUUUCAAUAGUUUUGCAUCGAGCAUGAUAAAACUAUCAGUUAGUGAAACAGAAUGGAGUAGUCUGCUAGCCAGGACCGGCGCUCUUAUUCUUUAUAUUUCGAUUUGAAUAUUUGUUUUCGGGCCCGAAAAGUUACCGGGACUUUCGAGAAACGGGCCCCAGGACAGGGUUAUAUGCUUUUGGCAAGGCAUAAUAAUGCACUGAAAACUAAACACAAGGGCACCCAACGACGUUUUCCUCCUAAAUACAUUGAAAUCACUUUUUAGGCUCUCCAGAGUACUUUUAGAUCUCGAUAGAUACAUUCUAGGCGAUGCGAGGACUUCAGUAAUAUUUUCCCCAAAAUUUGAGAUGCAAUUUAGCGAAUUACGAAAAUGAGAAUUUUUUCAGUCCUCUCUCCAUCGCAUUUUUGAAUCGGAAAACUUGUACGAAAAACAGCGUCACCUGGGCAGUGAAAGUUGUCAAAUGUGAAAAAUUAGAAUUCAGAAAAUCGUAGGGAAUUUAUUGCAUAAGCUUCGAAAAUUGUACAUGGAUGGAAUGGUCAUGUAAAAAAUUUUAGCCGUCCUCAAAUAAUAGAAAAUUCUAGGCAAUGUUUGCUUCUCCGAACAGAUACCUCACAGAAAACAGUCGUUUGGAGCCCCUGUAAACAAUAGGUUUAUAACAACGAAAAAAAUAAGUUAUAUAAAAAUAUAUUGAAGCAAGGGUUUAUUAUUUUAAAUACUGAACUCUAUCUUUGUGUCUUUAUCCAGGUUCAAGCAAAGGCAAAGGUAUGUAUUUCGCAUAAAAACGUUUUAUUUUAAAUAUGUCGGCUCCAAAGUCGAAGCGUACCAUGUUGCUAUCUAGAUUUAUGUUACUGAUUCCUUUUUCACAAUCAUUUAUUUGUUUACUAAUUCAGUUUUUAUUUUCUCUCCCACAGCACGAAGCAAUUUGGCAGGUAAGCAAAGAAAAGCAUCUUAGUUGCGAAAGAGUUAGUUUAACAGCGGAAGAUUUAACUUAAGCGGCGGCAGAAUUUACUUUCUCCGGGGUAGUGUUAGCCUUUAACCGCGGCAGGGUUAGCCCUGCAGUAGGCAAAACGGCUUAGCGAGAUUUCAAGGGUUUGUUCCACUCAGUCACAGACUGAAGAUAAUUGAAGAUAAUUGCCCUGCUAACGACUAGACCCUUGUGUUGUUUAGAUAACCAUGUAGAAAUGCCGGUUCCGUCUGCAGCGGGGGGCUAGUACUGAAUAGAUUCCUUAAUAUAAAUGUAUUCAGGAGCACCUUUUACGGACAAGGGCCUUGGCUAGGUUGCAUCUUAAGAUGGCAGAGCCUGAGGGCUCUUACCUUCUGUUCUGGAACAAUAACCUAUUGUCUUGAAAUAAUAUUUACGAGUUCUCCUAAUCUUAAGAUGUUUUUUGCAAUGCGACCUUUGCCUCUUAUUAAUUUAAAGAUGGCCCAAAGUAAGGCAGGCGCUUUCGAAAAAGCUGGCAUGGAUUUUCGGAUCGUGUCUUCAGGCCCUGUCGGUUCAACAGAAUUUCACAAGACCUGCGUCACUUUUUAUAGCUUUUUAGGAUAAAAGAACGUUUAUCUCGCACUUGGCCUCGCUUUGCUGUUGAUUUCACAAUACAUUCUACCACCCGCAAGUUAAAAUUGCGGAAGAUCUAGGAGGAAUUUAGAACAAUUUAUUCCAGGAAUUGUGGAUACGAUAUAUCAUCCAACAAGGGAGUAGAAGUGGUCUUUUUCGGGAAGUUCUACUGAACUGAAGUCAUUUAAGUGGUCGCUGAUGGGAGGUGGUCUCUUACUAGAGGUGGUCAUAGAUAGAGGUUGGACUGUAAUCAGUUUUUAGUAAAAUCCAACUAGUGGUCUAUUAUCAAUGCUGCGUUCUGAUUGGUUGAACUACUACUAGGCUAUAUGUUAUAGCCAACUAGUAGAGAAAAGCGUGGGCUUUUUGGCGGCAAAAAAAGGAUUAAAGUCUAGCUUUAACUAACUAAAAUGUUUUCAUUCUGGAUAUUUUUGCCAACUAGUUGGAUUUACUAAAACAAUUAUUCCUUUCAUUCCUCUGAGUCAAUUCUGCCUCAUGGGCUAUUGACUCAGAGCCCAUUCGGGCUCGAGGAAUAAUUGUUAAAUAUAACAGAAGUACAACCAUUCACAAGAAAUGAGUUAAAUUGCGUGUUGGGGAAAUUCGGAAAUGGCCUACUGUAGUAGUGGCAGACUUUUCUCUUUUUUAAACAUUUUGUUUAGGUGUUUGCAUAGAUGAUGAAAGAGCAAGCAACUUCUGUUUGAAAGCAAGGAACCCUUGCUUUUGUGAAGAAAACCACCACUUCAUGUACAACUACUGCAAAGAUUCCUGCAACUGGUGUGACUCGUCUGAGAAUGUCGGUGAGCAAUUAUAAAUAAACAUUGUUCAUAAGCAAUAACGCAUUUCAGAAUGACCAGAGUGAUAAAUGUUUAGAGACUUAGUUAGACACGUUUCCGUAAUACAUAAAUAUCAACUCAUUAACUCUGUUUCAGUAACCGGCACACAAGCAUACACACAAGCUCAAGCAUAUAUAUAUAUAAAAGGAUAAAAAUGCUCCUUUUCUUGUGCUUGAUCAAAAGUGGAAGAUUCUUCUUAGUCCUUGUAAGCGGAAUAAGACGACGGCGACGGCAACCAGGACGUCAAAAAAGCAAUAGGUUUAUUAAGCAAAACAACAACUUGCAACGUGCAUCAUGUUUUUUUUUACAUUUUUUGCCGUCACUGCACGACUACAAAGUGAAAAUGCCUAAUUUCAAGUUUUACGUAGGACGCAAACAAGCUACGUCAAAAUUUUUCUUGAAGUGACGUUUUCGCUGCCGUCGACGUCGUCGAUGCUAAGGUUCCCUGAUUGUUUCGAAUCGUCACUUCACUGUGACAACAUUGUUGCUAAUAAAACCGUCCUUGUAACAUCGCUAUAAGGAGUUGAAGCAGCUGAUCCGGCAUCAAGCAGGGUGGCUUAAGCUUUGGCAAAUAGUAAGACAAAAUAUGUUUUGAAGAGUUAAAUGAUCGUGCAGUGUGUUCAUCAUCUCAACAGGACACAAAUUCUGGAGAAUUGUCAACGAAGCAGAUCUGGAAAGAUCCUGGGUAAUAAGCCAGGUUAAGUUUUACUCUGACAAGCACGCAAAACAUCCUCUGGAUACUUCAGAUAUUACUAAAGCGUUCGCCAGCUCCAGUUACCUAGGGUAUGACCCUAAAAGUGUGUUUGAUAACAAGACCUCCACCUACUGGCUUCCAAAUGGAUGGUAUAAACACGGCCCAGGCGAGGAUUUCGUUGGCUACGAAUUUUCACAGCCUGUUGCUGUGAAUUCCAUCCGCGUGGUCCACCAAUCAGGACAAGAUAACGUUGUGUCUAAGAAGAUGUUCGUAGAGGCUGCUGAUGCGUACGGAGGACCCUACGUCACCAAAUGGAUCAUUGAAAAUACUAAAGGAAAAAGCAAUAAAAGAUUCAACAAUCAAAGUAGGUGGUUAACGACUUGAUUCGCUCAGAGGUUGUAAUCGUAUAAUAUUUUCUAGUUAAAGGUAUAUUCUUACAGAAUAAAAAAUUCUUUAAGGGCAACCGCGAUGGAAAAAGAAAGUUUAUCCCAAUUUUCUUUCUGAAAGUGGUAGUAAUGUCCCUUUUUAUGUGGAUCCCAAUUUGAAUGGAUAACAAUCGUUGAGUUUUGUUGGGGAAUUAAUGAACCACACACUGCCAAACCAUACAGAUCAGUCCUAACAAGCAUGCGCAUGAAUUACCUGGGUCCGUGGGUUCCAAUUAGGGAUAACUUUAGCACAUACUCUCUCAAACCUAUAGAAGUUACUUGUCAAGCUUGACCCUCGUUUCUUCCAUCUGUUUUUUCAGCAUGUCUUAAUCACUACCAAAAUAUAAAUUAGUCACAGCCGUGCGAUGACAAAGUCGUUGUUUUUUUUUUAUCUGUAUGUCAAUUUCAUUACAAUAGGCAAGAAACCGUUUAGCAAUGCUUCUCUCCACUGUAGUGUAUGACACUGAAGCUAACGAAUAUCGUAAUUGGGGAGAAUCGAAACUCUUAGUUAAGGUACCAUAGGUUAUGCUCAUGUAGUGUGGAGUACCUGCACCUUUACCUUUAGAUCACCUAUUUACGAAGGACAGAUGAAAACUAACAUAAUGCCUUUUUUUUACAGUGUGUCCCCUUUUCUGGAGACGUUUUGCAACUGAUCAAGGUGUCUACUGUUUCAAGUUGAUAACCGAAUUCAUGACCUGGCAUGACGCAAGAGACAAAUGCGGUGAAUACGGCGCCGAUCUCAGCUCCAUCAGAGGCGAUGAGGAAGCAGACUUUGUUAAGAACCAAGUCCAGCUGUGCGGGUAGGUAUCUCUUCAAGUAGACUACAAAUAGUCCCUCAUUUUUCCUCAGGGAUAGUAGAGCGAGCGAAACAUGAGCGCGCGUGAAACUCACCCCACGGGAGAAAAGGCGACACGCGGCAUUUUUCUCUCUCCGCGCCGCGUGUCUCCUUUUCUCGCGUCGGGUGAUUUUCACGCGUGCUCGCGUUUCGCGCGCUCUACUAUCCCUGAGGAAAAAUGGGGGACUACUCGUAGUCUACUCUUCAAAGUAUAUUUGGUAAAAUCAUAACCUGUUGGGUGUAUAGACCACGUGCUUGGGCGGCUUUAAUAACAAAUCAGGUCAACCAAGGAUCGUCUAGUCUCUCGCAUGCGCUUCUCGGAACCUAUCUUAAAUUUGACUCAAGUGACAAGAGUUUUGAUCGGCUUACUAGAUGUAGUUUCUGCGCUGCUUUGCAAAAGUAAUUACUUUAUCAAGAUGGAUCAACCAUAAUUCGUCGAAAGCUGGUCUUACAGAAGUUAUAAUCGGGUUGUUUUUCCCACGCCGAGAGUGGAUCAAUAGAAUAAUUUGCUGUUAUCAUAACCAAUUAAUUCUUGGGGUCCGAAUUGUGGUUGAUACGCACGAUGCAAAAUCUCUCCAACAUGGAGGGCUAGUGCUUUAUCUCGCCUCUUACCCUCGAUCGAUCUAACUCCUAAGCCUCAUCAUCUAGACAAAGUAACAGGCCCAGGAUGACCCCUAAAGAAGUAGUGGUACACAAUGAAUAUGAACUAACGCUCUACUAUCCCUGAGGAAAAAUGAGGGACUACUCGUGGUCUAGCAGUAGCGCGACGUUUGAAACCAUGAAGUCGCGCUACUGUAGCUCGACUUGGUUUCAAACGUCGCGCUACUGCCGUGCUGAACUCAAUUCAUAAAUUAUAAAUACAUUAGAAUACAUUUAAAAGUUUGCUAAACCGUUUUUUACUUAUGUGUUUUGUUUUCGGCAAAAGCCGUUCUAUUCGACUGAAUUAAAUUCGACGUCUGGAACCAAGUCUUGCUAGCGUCGUGCUGCAGUCAAGCUACAGUCGUGCCAGCUUAGCACGGCAGUGGCACGACGUUUGAAACAGAUUUAAGUCAUGUGUCCGAUACGUUUUUUUUUUUCUGAGAACCUGUUAUGGCAUGUCCUCUCGGUGACUGUAUUAACCGAGUUCAGCCAAUGUAAUUUUUUGCCUUUGCUUUCACACAGUUAUACUUGGAUUGGUCUUAACGACUUGAAGAACGAAAGUGACUAUCAGUGGAGCGAUGGCGCAAACUUAACUUAUAAAUCCAUGAAUUCACAAAUGGAUUACAUGAAAGACGAAAGAGCUGAACAGGAAAUGGACUGCAUUGCUUCAGAUCAAAUUGGACAGUGGUCAAAUUUCCAUUGUGAUGAUAAAUUCUACGCUCUUUGCAAGAAGAAGCUUAGUAAGUACCUGAUAACUGUUCAGAGUUGGGUUAACACUCAGCAAACAAAAGGAGUUGGCUUGGAGGAUCGAAGGAUUUAUAUCUACUAGAGGUGAUAGACUAAUAGAGACUUGUUUGACUGAAUGGUAACUUCCUUGCGCUUCCAUUUUUUCGAGUCUUACGAGCCUUUUUAUUAGCUUACUGAAAUUUUAACCUUGAAGUUAACCAGAAUUCCAUUGUUUUACUCUUUUCGUCUCCGGUACGUUCUCUUUACGCAUCAAAUCAAUGUCUUCUAGUCGUUGCACUGAUUCUAGAGAGUAAACAAAAAAUGAUAAAAUGAAAAGAUGAAGGGAAGAGAUUGAAAGGUAAAAGCGUAAGAAGUUCGGUGGUGGGCGUCUUUCUCUUCACGCAUCAUGAAAUCAAUGUCAAGUGCCUUAAAGAUUCAGCAAUCGUUUGCAAUAGUUUGGGAAGUAUUCGUCAAUCGCCAGGGACGUAAAUGUUCAAAUUGUCUAGCCGUUGUGUUUUAGGCGAAUCUUGCACUUAUGUUAUACUGCAAGUUCAUUUCUUUCUAUUGAUAGAACCAGAAGAUGAUGAAGAUGACGAUGAGGCGGAUGAAGUUGAGGAAGUCAAAAGUCACAAACAUCACAUUAAAUACCACAUUUUAAAGAAAAACAAAGUGAGAAAACACAAGAAAAAAGUGAGCUUGGGUGAGUAAGACACAAAAAAAUGACAUUGAAGAAAGAGUUAGAGCCUGAUUUCAUGGAGGUGAGGGGCCUCAGGUAGGUGAGGUAACCCGAGGAGGGUCGCCCAACCUAUCAUGUUAACAUGAUCAAAUCAAAAUGAGAGAUUAUAUGGACAGGCGGGUUACCCCACCUACCUGGGGCCCCCCACCUCCAUGUAAACAGGCCGUAAGUUAACAAUCUGGUACCGUGUCUUUGUCCUGCACUUGUUACUGAAAAUGAGAACAUCGUUGGUUCGACCACUUUGGUACUCACUAGUGUAUUGUAGCCGCAAAUAUAAUGAAAUUGAGCAAGAAAUCACCCAUCUCAUGACUGCAGCUUUUAGAUCCUUUUCUAGAAUCGAAAGAGCUAGAGAAUCAUAAGAUCGCCUGUUGCCCUAUUUAAAAUUACAAUUUAACACUUGUAUAAGUUCAGAUAUUGAAGCAAGCUUUUUUUUGCUGCAGCUGAAGAACUCAAAGACGCUAAAUCAAGCGGAGCUGAAGAGGAAGAUGAGGAGGAGACAGCCGACGAGGACGCCAUUCGGGAGGCUGUGAAAGCUCAGAAGAAUUCUAAGGACAGCGGAGAAGAAGAAGAAGAAGACGACGACGACGAUGAAGGAGAAGAUUCUGCCUCAGGAUCGGGUCGAUCGGCCAGCACCAUUCCGAACAAGCCAAAUAAGAGGUCUCCGCACAAAGUUUGGAAAUUCUAGAGCACUGUUUUAAUUGUCAUGUCCAAGUAAUGGAAGCAUUGUAUAACAAAUGUAGUUUUACUGGGUAGCUUAAAAAGGCUCUUCCAGUUGAAAAAUAAUGGCUUUACUGGAAAAUACGAGGGAAUAUAGAUCCAUGACUUCUUUCUAAGCCAAAGUUACUGAGCAAGGGUGAGAGCCAAUGCUUUCAUUACACAAUGCAUGAUGUUAGAAUAGAAAAGACUUAUGUUUUCUAAAAAGGAAAAAAAAAACAGUACAAAGAUGCUUAGUUUUAUUUUCACAGAAAAAAAAAUGAAAAGGGGGCCUCUCUGGCUAAAACGGGGAGGAUAAUUAUAUUACUGCUCAUUAACGAAAGUCAGGUUGUCCCUUACCGUCCAGUUUCCCUUUGAGAUUCCUGAAAAGAGUUUUGAAUAAUAUUAUAUAUAGUCAAAGACUUCAACACCCUUUCCUCCAUCUUUAUUUCAAGAUCUCUUUCUAAGAAAAAAUAAAUGGGUGGUAUCCAAUUGAAGUGGAGAAUGUAUUUUUUGCUUAAAAGCAAAAAAUAUUGGAAGACAAAAAGUCAACGUUGGAGCAUUUCUGUUGUUUGUGUAACUACUCGGAGGGAUACUCCCCCCUAUACCGGGAGGGUCCGCCGAAAAGGGGUACCUUUUCCAGGAAUCACGUAUGUAAAACGGUAGGGAAUUCAAGAUACGAAGUAUACAAAAGGGUAGGAAAAUCUCUCAUUUAAGUUUUAAAAGGGCCUUUGGUGAAAAUUGAGACUCUAAGAUCCGGGGACGCGAUGGCAACGAGAACGUCAACAAAACACUAAGUUUAGAAGGAAGGAUAUUUCUUUGCAUUUCUUUGCCGUUUUUGCACGACUACUACGUGAAAUUGCCUAAUUUUACAUUUUAGAGAGACGUAAACAAGCGACGACGAAAUUGUAUUUCUCUUUUUGAACUUGGAUAGGGAUCCUAGGGAUUCAACUCUUGGGGGUUCGCCUACUUUUGAUAAAAUAAAUGGUUAGGAAUAAUCGCGAUUAAGACUGGAAGAACGUAAAUUCGCUUUUCAAGCGACGUUUCUACUGUCAUCACAUCGUCGGAUCGUAAAGUCCCUACUGUUUUGAACAGACGCGCCUUAUGCCUAGAUCAUCUUAACUUAUCAAACGUUACAAGAAAAUGAUAAGAACACUUUCUGUUUUGGUCAUUUAUUCUUAUCAAGUAGGUAUGUUGAGGGGCUACCAUUUUUCAACAGAAGGUAUACGAAAGGGGUGCCUUUUGCGUCAAAAAUGGUAUAUAAAAGGGUAAGAGGUUGGACCUCGGGGCGUAGCCUACCCGUAUAAAACUCCGUUGAGUACUCUCCGCGUGUAAUUCGGGUUAUGCAAUACUGUGAUGUGUAAACAGCUUGUAAGAAUUCUUAAAAAUGUCCCUAACUUUAGUUAUUUUUGAUUGAUUUUCAAGUUAUUUACUAGUAGUCUAGCCGUCUUUUCGUGUACAUUUUCUUUGAGUUUUACCAAUGAUUCUAA
Molecule: messenger RNA, 14152 nt
Organism: Porites lobata
Lineage: Eukaryota; Metazoa; Cnidaria; Anthozoa; Scleractinia; Poritidae
Source: the annotation of a GenBank genome assembly